This is a messenger RNA of Boeremia exigua, 1194 nucleotides long. RefSeq lists its product as uncharacterized. The record is from RefSeq and is a predicted model, not a curated record. NCBI's taxonomy places the organism in Eukaryota, Fungi, Ascomycota, Dothideomycetes, Pleosporales, Didymellaceae. The transcript has a single exon. Bases 1 to 1194 code for a protein of 397 amino acids.
AUGGACUAUGACGACUACCCGCCUCCUAUUCGCCGCUCCCCUCGAGCGGCCCACGAGCUACAGCGAGUCUUUGAGCAGCUCCAAAUCCAAAACAACAAGCCGGCCGACACCAGCGACGACGACGAAGAUGGGGACGACUACGGUGAUCAAGAGGAGAUCCCUCCACUCGUGCCAUGGAGACGCCUGGAUUUAUAUGAAGAACCGCCAAUGACUCCCAGUCCAGGCGAACCACCGCCUCGCUGUCCGUCACAUGUGAAUCCAUUGCGAUCCCAUCCGGUUGCGGAAGACAAACCAUCAGCUUCGACACCUCCUGCGCCAGCGCCAGCGCCAGCGCCGGCACCGACAUCAGUACCGACAUCAGCACCAACUUCAGCACCGACACGUCCAGCGCCCCGCUACCGGUACUCUCAUCCCUUCAGAGAGCAGCUGUCUGCCCUGCAAUCGCCUGAACCAGCACCUCAACCAGCACCAGAGCCACUGCCUGAACCAGCGCCAGAACCGGCACCUCGUCGGCGCCCCAUGAACCUCGUGUCGUACAAGCCCGCCAACCAGCGACUCCACCCUCGUCUCCGCAGACGGACUUCCCUGGAUACGAUAGCCUCGGUGACGACAACAGCUUCCGUGGUCGAUUCGGAGGCACUCGAUGAUGAGACACCCUCCCCAUCCAUGUUCACUCUCGAAUCUGAGUAUCCUAUAACACCAGACGUGGACCUGGGACCACCGCCGAUGAACGAGCCACCGAAGCCUGCCUCGUUACCGCAGUCGUUACGCACAGCAAGCAUGAAUUCAAUACCAUCGACGCCUGUAAGCUCUGCAGAGAAUCACCCAUCUAGAGGGGUCCUGCAGAAGCUGAAGCCUUCCAAGAGAAAGGAUUCGGUCGGGACUGACUGCGGGGGCGAGCGGCUUGUCAUAGAGCGGACAGUGUCGGUAGACCAGACAUCGUAUCGCUCCAAUUCGUCAAGUGCAUCCAACACAAUAUCGUCAGGCGCGCCUUCGCAGUAUCCGCCCUCGACAGGCAACUCGCGGUCAAGCAGUACCUGGACAGCGAGCUCGCAUGACAUCAGUGGGUUGACGCCGGAGGAACUGAAAAAGUGCAAGAAGAAGGGCAUCAACCCAGCACUGUUCGCUGAGAUGAAGGCAGCCAGGAAGGGCAAGUGGACCAGCCCGAUCGCAGGAAAUACGUUCUUGGCUUGA